UAAGGAUUCUCACAGCCGCUGCAUAACAACUACACCACCUUUAGCCUCUGCCUAAAGACAAUCUCUAUAUAAAACUGCAUACUGAAAAGUGGAUGAUCAUCCACAUUCAGAAACCAUCUGUGUCAUUUGCUGCAAAUUCCGAGCUUCUCAAGCUUGCAGUUACAAAGAUGUCCAAGCAAUCAUCCCUACAGAUUCCCAUCGCGGUGCUGAUUGCGGCCAUCCACUUGCUGCUCCACGUGGCGGCAGCAGGCCCUGCGGCAUCAGCUGUAGGCGGAGAGCCAGCCCUUGAGCUCUACAUGCAUGACAUCCUCGGGGGAAGCAGCCCCACAGCGAGGCCCGUCACGGGGUUGCUCGGCAACAUAUACACCGGUCAGGUGCCCUUCGCGAGGCCUAUAGGUUUCAUACCUCCGAAAGGCGGCGUGGCUAUUCCCAACGCGAACGGGGCUAUCCCCACGGUCAAUGGCGUCAAUGGGAUCCCACUCGGGACUGGUUUGGCCGGCACGACUUUUGCGGGAAAGCCCGUCAUCAAUCAGAACAACAAUGGCAACAACUUCAAUAUCCAGACCCAGCUGGGUCCUGAUGGGUUGGGUCUCGGGUUCGGGACAAUCACCGUGAUCGACGAUAUACUGACGUUAAGCCCCGAGCUUGGGUCGCAAACCAUUGGCAAAGCGCAGGGAGUGUACGUUGCAAGUUCUGCGGACGGGAGCACGCAGAUGAUGGCAUUCACGGCCAUGAUCGAGGGAGGAGAAUAUGGCGACAGCCUCAACUUCUACGGCAUAUACAAGAUCGGGAGCCCCAUGUCGUAUUUAUCGAUCACUAGUGGGACUGGAAAAUUCAAGAAUGCUUGUGGAUUCGCCGAAGUGCGGCCGCUCGUGCCAACUGGCCAGACUUUCAUAGAUGGUGCAGAGACAUUGCUCAGGAUCACAGUCCACUUAAAGUACUAGGUUCCCGUGUUGUCCAGAAACCAUGUGAAGUUUGUGUGUGAGAAGACGAGUGCUGUCAAUCUGUUUGUUUCCAUUCGAAAUGUCACCUGUUGUACUAUGUCCAAGUUGAUUACCGAGGUCUAAAUUCUAGCAAAAUGGUUCCAAAUCAUGCGUGGAUAUCAUUACGAUGGAAGAUAUCACCCUUUAGAAUAGGUGAACCAGAAAAGAAGGAACAAAAAACCAUAAUUUAGAUUGGGAAUAUUACCAAGUAGAACCGACCUAAAGAGAACUGAGAAAAAAUCCUUGAAUCCUUGCUCAAUCCACGAGGUCUGAUAAGAUCUAUAAAUGAAUUCGAUCCUGAAACUAUCCAGUAAAGAAAAGCAACUUCUUGAAUCAAGUGAAAACAGAGAGGAAUCGCAGAAUCAACUACAAAUUCCGACAUACCAGCUAUUUUCUUGUCUGCUAUAAGCAGCAAGAAGCAUUUACCAGUCAGCGUAAGAGGCAGACGCCUGAAAGUUACCAAAGAGCGAUGUAUGUAGAUAAGGGACCUAUUAGAUAAAUGACUAAAAGGGAAGCGACGAACAUUUAAUCCCAGAACUAUCUCAUAAGACAACGAAGCACACUAUACAACAGAGAAAAUUCAGUAUAUCCAGUAUUAAGAAGAGAGACUUCCUCAACAUCCUAGUUCUCACAUGACUUAACGAGGAAAGAUUACUGGUGCAUCAGAUUUCGUUCUCCACAAUAAUUCAAAAGAUAACCAAAUGCUGUUGAUGUCCAAAUUGUUGUCUUCUCGAGCAACAACUCCGAACAAUUGCUGAUUGAAAAGACACGAUUCAUGCAAUUUCCUAACAGGAAGCACUUAUGGUUACCUCAACAACCUGUAAAAUUAGAAUCCUAUUGAAACCCUAAAGCCUUUUCCAGAAAAAGUGAGCUCCAUAACUAUAUUAUAUUGCCAUCUAGUCUACACAACCAACAAGCAGGCAAGCUGCCGUUACUUAAAUUCAAAGACUCACUUAAUGAGUGCUAC
Molecule: messenger RNA, 1950 nt
Organism: Syzygium oleosum
Lineage: Eukaryota; Viridiplantae; Streptophyta; Magnoliopsida; Myrtales; Myrtaceae
Product: dirigent protein 18-like
Exons: 1
Coding region: 93-944 (283 amino acids)
Source: RefSeq, a predicted model, not a curated record